AUGGCGGAAGAGAAGGUGAAGCGGGUGAAGGAGUGGAGAGAGAGAGAAAAGGCCAGAUGGGACGAGCUUGUCCAACCGUCUACACUGUUUGAGGCGGGGCUGGGACCGCAGCCGAAAGGCGGAGACCUCGGCCGGGCGGAAUUGGAGGCGAGGAGAAAAGCUCAGGAGAUAGAGGAUCGGGCCAUUCUGGCAAAGGCCGCGAAGUUCAAGGAGGCGCAGAGGGACCGUCCGCCUCAACCGAUCGCGCGGGAGAGAAUCCGACCGCGCCCAAGGCCGUUGGGUGAAAAAGACUUAAGCAGUUUUAAGCCGCAGCCGCCGCCUGUAGACCCUAUAAAGGAAAAGGCUGGAAAGGCGGUGGAAGCUCUAAAAAAGAAAAAGAAGAAGAGGAGCGCCCCAGAGGAAGCAGCAGAUGCGUUUGGGGCCAAAAGGGCUAGGGCGGCCCCAACUGAGGUGGAGGUCCCCAUGGCCAAGGACGCCCCAGAGGUGGUAGAGAUCAUCCCAACGGUGGAGGUUGUGGAGAUUGCUCCAUCAGUGCAAGUAGGGGCUGGGUCGACUGAGGCAGUGCCGAGCGGAAUGGAACAGGUCCAGAAGAGGACUGACCCCCAAGAAGGAGGGGUUCAUCUGGCUACGGCGAUCUAUCAUGCGCGCGCGGUAGCUAGAAGGUUGGAGGGAGAAGAAGGCCCAGCCAGGGCGGGGGCAGACCGCCUGGUGAAGAUUAUGGAGGAGACGGCUCUGCGCGCGGCAUCAGGGUAUAACGAGGCCGACCUGCUGAGGGGUUAUGCUCCGCCCAAAUGGAGAAUUGGAGAUUUGUUGAAGGAGUUGGGGGAGGAGCGCGCCAGAGCAAAGGAGGAGAAGGGAAGGCUUCUGAGGGCGUGGGAGAUAGAGAAGGCGAAGGUGGUGGCGGAGCUGGAGAGUCUGAAGAAGGGGGUGGAGGAGGAGAGGGCGACGGCGGCGGCUGAAAGGGGGGCCCUGCAAAGAGAGCUGGACGAGAAGAAGGCGAAGGCGGCGUCUGAAAAGGCGGCCUACCCUGAUCUGUGCGUCGCAGCAGUGGAGCAAUAUAAAGGGUCCUCCGAAUUUCAGAUGGUGGUGGACGCUGCUGUCGCCAGGAGUCUAGCUAGUCAAGAGUCGGGGGGGUGGGCCCAUCAAGGAAGACUGCUGGAGGUAGGACAGAGAUAG
Camellia sinensis is the source of this 1176-nucleotide messenger RNA. The record is from RefSeq and is a predicted model, not a curated record. Lineage: Eukaryota; Viridiplantae; Streptophyta; Magnoliopsida; Ericales; Theaceae.